This is a messenger RNA of Hibiscus syriacus, 567 nucleotides long. RefSeq lists its product as uncharacterized. The coding region runs from base 1 to 567 and encodes 188 amino acids. The record is from RefSeq and is a predicted model, not a curated record. The transcript has a single exon. NCBI's taxonomy places the organism in Eukaryota, Viridiplantae, Streptophyta, Magnoliopsida, Malvales, Malvaceae.
AUGGGAAAAUGGAGAAUCUGUUGUGUGGUCUCCGCACUUGUGCUCAUCAUCUCUGUCGUGGUUUUAGUUACAUUAUACUUCACCCUCUUCAAACCCAAAGACCCAAACAUCAUCGUUCAAUCCGUUACCCUCCAGAGCACCACCAUCCGGGUGGUUCUUUUCCCGUACCAGGAUAUCGAGGGGAACGCCACGAUUGGACUCACGGUCACGGUUGAUAAUCGCAACUACGGAGGUUUUAAGUACCACAACGCCACUGCUUUCAUAAAUUACCGUGGGAAUCUAGUAGCCGAAGCUCCCAUCGGAGAAGAUUCCAUCUCGCCUCGAUCCAAGCACAACAUCAGCACAUCGGUCAUCGUCUUCGCCCACGAGUUGGCCGCCGAUGAUCAUUUCUUGAGCGAUUUCUUUAGCGGGGUUUUCAAUUUCACCUCGUCCACGACGUUGCAUGGCAAAGUGAACGUCUUCAACAUUUUCAAGUUUAAAGCUUCAAGUAGCAGAAAUUGUAAUAUCUCUGUUUCUCUCCAAAACCAGACCGCCGAUUCCGUUUGCACGUCCAAAAUCAAGUUUUAA